GGUGGGGUUCAGGGCCAGUGGCCAAGAGGGGGAAAAGAGAGGCCUUCCGGAAUCCUUAGUCCAGGCCCAUGUGCACAGGUUGCUGGCUUCUUUUUCCAGAUCUUCACAGUUUGGGGAACUUGGCUACUUGGCUCAGCCUCCCUUCACAAAAGACAGACUGGUCCUGAGGCCCUUGGGAACGGGUCACUACAGGUCAAAUCGCCACCUUCUCCCAAGCUCUGAUCACUGCUCCGUGGAAGGUCUGGGUCAGCCAGAUCCCCCAGCUUGGACAUGGCACCAGACACCCGCUGUUGCUCUCGUGUGGCCCUGCAGAGAAGGCUGCCCAUCCUGGCCUGGCUGCCUGCCUACUCUCUGCACUGGCUGAGGAUGGACUUUAUUGCUGGACUCUCUGUGGGACUGACGGUCAUCCCCCAGGCGCUGGCCUAUGCAGAAGUGGCUGGACUCCCACCCCAGUACGGCCUCUACUCUGCCUUCACGGGAUGCUUCGUGUAUCUCUUCCUGGGCACCUCCCGGGACGUGACUCUGGGCCCCACGGCUGUCAUGUCCCUCCUGGUGUCCUUGUACACUUUCCGUGAACCUGCCUAUGCCGUGCUGCUUGCCUUCCUGUCUGGGUGUGUCCAGCUGGCUAUGGGGCUCCUGCACUUGGGGUUCCUGCUGGACUUCAUCUCCUGCCCCGUCAUUAAAGGCUUCACUUCCGCUGCCACCAUCACCAUUGGCUUUGGACAGAUCAAGAACCUCCUAGGCCUGCGGAACAUCCCCCGGCAGUUCUUCCUGCAAGUGUAUCACACCUUCCUCCACAUCGGAGAGACCAGGGUGGGCGACGCCGUCCUGGGGCUGGCCUGUGUGGUGCUGCUGCUGGUGCUGAAGGUGACGCACAAGCACACGCCUCCUCCCCAUCCUGAGACGCCCUUUGGCGUGAAGUUCAGUCGUGGGCUGGUGUGGACUGUCACAACAGCUCGCAACGCCCUGGUGGUCUCCUCUGCGGCCCUGAUUGCAUACUCCUUUGAGGUGACAGGACACCAUCCUUUUGUUCUGACUGGAAAGAUAGCUGAGGGGCUCCCUCCGGUGCAGACCCCACCCUUUUCAGUGACCACAGACAACAAGACCAUCUCAUUCUCUCAGAUGGUGCAGGACAUGGGGCCCGGACUGGCCGUGGUGCCUCUGAUGGGCCUCCUGGAGAGCAUCGCUGUGGCCAAAUCCUUCGCUUCGCAGAAUAACUACCGCAUUGAUGCCAACCAAGAGCUGCUGGCCAUCGGCCUCACCAACGUGCUGGGCUCCUUCGUCUCAUCUUACCCCGUCACCGGCAGCUUUGGGCGGACAGCUGUGAAUGCUCAAUCUGGGGUGUGUACCCCGGCAGGGGGCCUGGUGACUGGCGUGCUUGUGUUGCUGUCUCUGGACUACUUGACCUCGCUCUUCUACUAUAUCCCCAAGUCUGCCCUGGCUGCCGUCAUCAUAACGGCCGUGGCCCCGCUCUUCGACGUCGCGAUCUUCAGGAGGCUCUGGCGCAUUAAAAGGCUGGAUCUGCUGCCACUCUGUGUGACCUUCCUGCUGUCCUUCUGGGAGAUCCAGUACGGCAUCCUGGCCGGGACCCUGGUGUCUCUGCUCCUUCUCCUGCACUCUGUCGCUCGGCCCAAGACCCAGGUGUCAGAGGGACAGAUUCUUGUUCUGCAGCCGGCCAGCGGCCUGCACUUCCCUGCAAUUGAUGCCCUUCGAGAGGCCAUACUGAACCGGGCACUGGAAGCAUCCCCAGCACGCCACACGGUCCUGGAGUGCACGCAUGUCAGCAGCAUAGACUACACUGUGGUUGCGGGGCUCGGCGAACUCCUGGAGGACUUCCAGCAGCGAGGUGUCUCACUGGCCUUCGUUGGCCUGCAGGUGCCCGUGCUCCGCACACUGCUCGCCGCUGACCUCAAGGGCUUCCGGUACUUCUCCACUCUGGAUGAGGCCGAGAAGUUCCUGCAGCAGGGGCCAGGGACCGAGGCCUACAACGUCCACGAAGACUCGGUUCCAGAGCACAAGGUCUCCCCGCUGAUGUCUUAG
This is a messenger RNA of Acomys russatus (golden spiny mouse), 2040 nucleotides long. RefSeq names its product solute carrier family 26 member 11 (gene Slc26a11). Lineage: Eukaryota; Metazoa; Chordata; Mammalia; Rodentia; Muridae. Gene Ontology annotation, molecular function: secondary active sulfate transmembrane transporter activity. The record is from RefSeq and is a predicted model, not a curated record. Gene Ontology annotation, biological process: transmembrane transport. Gene Ontology annotation, cellular component: membrane.